Molecule: messenger RNA, 3652 nt
Organism: Cricetulus griseus (Chinese hamster)
Lineage: Eukaryota; Metazoa; Chordata; Mammalia; Rodentia; Cricetidae
Source: RefSeq, a predicted model, not a curated record
GAGGACGGGCAGCCGAUGUGGAAACUCCAGGUCUCUUCUCCCAUCGAAGCAGCAGACGCCCUGCUGGCAGACUUGGAAUCAACCACCUCCCACAUCUCCAAACGGCCAGUGUUCUUGUCAGAGGAGCCCCCUUACUCCUACCCAACUGGAAACCAUACCUAUCAGGAGACUGCAGUGCCACCCCCUGUUCCACCACCCCCAUCCAGCGAGGCCCUCAAUGGCACGAUCCUUGACCCCUUAGACCAGUGGCAGCCUAGUGGUUCCCGAUACACUCACCAGCAGCCUCCAUCCCCGUCACCUGUGUACAGCUCCAGUGCUAAGACUUCCGGUGCCUCUAACCCUCAGGACAGCGCUCUCUGUUCCCGAGCAGGCGAGGAAGAACACGUCUACAGCUUCCCCAACAAACACAAGUCCGCAGAGCCUUCACCUACCAUGAUGAGCUCCUCCCUGGGCAACAACCUCUCGGAGCUUGACCGUCUGUUACUAGAACUGAACGCUGUGCAGCACAACCCUUCAGGCUUCCCUGCAGAUGAAGCCAACUCAAGCCCCCCACUACCUGGAGCCUUGAGCCCCCUUUAUGGUGUCCCAGAGAGUAACAGUACCCUGGGAGGAAAAACUGGGCCCCUGAUGAAAGAGAAGCCAAAGCGAAAUGGAGGCCGGGGCCUGGAGGAUGUGCGGCCCAGCGUGGAGAGCCUCUUGGAUGAACUGGAGAGUUCUGUGCCUAGCCCUGUCCCGGCUAUCACUGUGAACCAAGGUGAGAUGAGCAGCCCACAGCGAGUCACCUCCAGCCAGCAGCAGACACGCAUCUCGGCCUCCUCUGCUACCAGGGAGCUGGACGAGCUCAUGGCUUCACUGUCGGAUUUUAAGAUGCACGGCCUGGAACAGAGAGUGGAUGGAGAGCGGCCGUUGGGGGCAGCCGGCUGGCCCCCCAGCAGCAGGCAGAGCAGCCCUGAAGGGCAGGACGAGGGAGGGUUCAUGGCCCAGGGGAAAACUGGGAGCAGCCCACCCCCUGGGGGACUCUCAAAGCCUGGGAGCCAGCUCGACAGCAUGUUGGGAAGUCUGCAGUCUGACCUGAACAAGCUGGGAGUCGCCACGGUGGCCAAAGGGGUCUGUGGGGCCUGCAAGAAGCCCAUCGCUGGGCAGGUUGUGACUGCCAUGGGGAAGACAUGGCACCCCGAGCACUUUGUCUGCACCCACUGCCAGGAAGAGAUCGGAUCACGGAACUUCUUCGAGCGGGACGGACAGCCUUACUGUGAAAAGGACUACCACAGCCUCUUCUCCCCCCGCUGUUACUACUGUAACGGGCCCAUCCUGGAUAAAGUAGUGACAGCACUUGACCGGACAUGGCACCCGGAACACUUCUUCUGUGCUCAGUGCGGAGCCUUCUUCGGUCCAGAAGGGUUCCAUGAGAAGGACGGCAAAGCCUACUGUCGGAAGGAUUACUUCGACAUGUUUGCGCCCAAGUGUGGCGGCUGUGCCCGCGCCAUCCUGGAGAACUACAUUUCAGCCCUCAACACACUCUGGCACCCAGAAUGCUUUGUGUGCAGGGAAUGCUUCACGCCUUUCGUCAAUGGUAGCUUCUUUGAGCACGAUGGGCAGCCAUACUGUGAGGUCCACUACCACGAGCGGCGAGGCUCCCUGUGCUCUGGUUGCCAGAAGCCCAUUACUGGCCGCUGCAUCACCGCCAUGGCCAAGAAGUUCCACCCGGAGCACUUUGUCUGUGCCUUUUGCCUCAAGCAGCUCAACAAGGGCACCUUCAAGGAGCAGAAUGACAAGCCCUACUGCCAGAGCUGCUUCCUGAAGCUCUUCUGCUAGGUCCCUCCCAUCACCCACCCCUCCCCAGCCAGCACCACCUACUGCUACUGUGACCCAAGGACCUCGCCCAGGGGUGAAGGGCCGAUCCGACAGAAACUGGAAGCUUGUCCGUGGCAGGAGCAGGACAGGACUGUGGAGGUCCUGCGUGAUCCUCACCCCACAGAGUUUCAGGGGCCUCCUUCCCCUUCUUCAGCUCUCCUGGGCUCUGUGCACUUCUUCCUCCCCGGUGGUGGAGUCUGGGGCCCAGUAGUCCCUAAGUGUGUCCUCAUGAGCCAGCACCCCACCCACCCUAGAGCUUCUCACUGUCACCGUUCAGUGUGGAGUCAGAGUGGGAGGGCAGCGAGGGUCAGCCAGGGGCUCUUUUUAUCCUUAUUUCUCUCACCCUAAUUACCCUGAGUGUACUGGGGACUCCGGGCCCCCUCUAGACAAUGCCAGCAUAAACUCACCCACAGGCCACCUAAGGCACUUUGGGUUCCACUGUCCAGUCUCCCAGGAUCUGGGUGACUGCCCCGGGUUCACCGAGAGAGGCUUCUCCAGCAAUAAUGUUUUAUGUAGCCACAUCUCCAUCUCUGGGGAUGGCGUGAGGUGGGGAUGGCCACCCGUGCCUCAACACUGUAUCAAUUUUGAUAGAUUUCUACACUGAGGUUCGACUUCGUAUUGCUCAAGUUGCUUUUACUUCUCUCUACAAGAUGAUUUUGAAGAGAUUUGAAGAACGUCCCCUUUUGUAUUCUUGACUUUGUUCACCGUCACUGGUCCUGCCAGUGGCCUCGGCUUUGGUAUGGACUUUGCUUUGUACUGAGGGAUUGGGAUGGGUAAACAAUUUGUAUUUUAUUUUGUUUCUUAGCACAAGCCAGUUGAGACCCUGUUCUGUAACUUCACAGCUCCCCAGGACUGUUUUAAACUGCUGUAUUUCCAAACUUCCCUUAUUGCCCAGGCCAACAGGCUCUUCAUUAAGAACUGGUCUGAGGGUCUCCAGCCCUUUUGGACCUGGAAUUUUGAACCUCCUGUGUCCUGUUCCCAAGGGAGGCAAAGGGGAAAGUAUAUAUUUGGGGUCUGCUUCCUGCCUGAGCAAGCCAUCAGGAGCCAGUCUCUGCUCCUCAUGAACUUUCUGGCAACAAGGAGAGCCCAUUGGACACUUACUUAGCCACCUCGUUGCUUCUCCGUGCUCCUUCCGCCUUCUCAGGAAAGCUGGGGUCUGAUUUUGACCAGGAAGAACCAUAAGGGUCUCUGGACUCGGUCCUACUGGGUGUAUCACUUCCUCAAACUUCCUGGUGAUUGGAGCAAAGUUUGCUGCCUCUCACAGAUGGGAUUCAUGCUUGUGGGGGGAUGGGGGUCCUGGGAAGAAUGCCCUAAGUUGGUGAAGAGAGCCUGGUAGGAUUUGGAAUAGAGGGACAAGAUCCUGUUAGAGCUAUGGAAGGCUCCAUAGCUCCCAUUCCAAAGGAUGGAGUGGGAGCAGCCAGCCCUGGAACAGGCACGCACACCAGAAGGGUCCAGAGGCAGGGGACCCAGACAUUACAUCACCUUCCUAGUAGAGGCCCCCUGUGAUGGGAUCCCAGACAAGAAUCCUUGGUCAGGGCUAAGCUAGCAGCCCUGGUCCCGGAAGGUGAGCUUGGCGCUCCAGAGGUCUGACACAGCACUGCCACUCACAGGCCUUUACUGCUCUGUUUACAGUGACCCGUUCCAGGCCCCUCUCCAAGAAGAGACUGGGGUAUCUGGAAGGCCAUUCUCUGGGUCAAUGGAUGUGUGAUCAUUUGACUUUUUACCUAUAAACUCCUAACCUGGCUUUUUCCAUUUCAAUUCCUGUGAUUUAUGCCAAUAAAGUUUGCCAUUAUUUUCA